CGCAGCAAUUCUUGAUAUCUGGCCUUGCGGGACGUAACCUUGCUGCUCUGAUGCGGCUCGAGAGCUUGAUGUUGCGCAUUUGCCAGCGGGCUGGGCUCUGAUGUCAUGUCGAUUUUGGCUUUGGCGAGAUUCACGGGCCAGGGGUAGGGGAAGGGUUGGGGAAGGGGAAGGCGAGGGACGGCAAUGCUCGCGGGAUUCCUCGCUUCAUUCUCCUCUAAAGAAUCUAAAGAAUCAACUCCACAGCUUUUCUCUGUCGACAUCAGAUACAUCACCAGCGUUUACACGCGGUGGGCUGAUAGCUCUGUCACCUUUCCACACCCAGUGAAGAUCUUCCUCACCCAGGCUUCCUCCCGCCCGAUUGUUGGUACUCUGCUGGCCCCCAUUGGCUAUUUCCUACCAGUUCGACCGUUGCUGGCUUCGGCACAGCAAAAGCAGGUCAGGUCAUCAUCCAGGCACAAGCCAAAAGCCGGGUCUCAAACUCAAAGUGAAACCCUCAGCUGCGCUGUUCUCGCAGACUCGCAGACCCUCGCUCACCAUCUCCGACCACCAGCCGGAAGACUGGUUCCUGGCAAAAUUAUUCUUCCACCCCAAACGGUCGGUUAUGUCUUGGCAUUUCCCGGGGAUGACUUACAGGCGGUAAGUCGCUUUGGCGCUUUGAUAGGUCGUGCGAGAAGGAAGAGUGCUUCCUAGAAGCACUUGGUUACCACCUCGGCGGACUCGCGCCGCCGGCGAAAUAGAGUACUUGUAUCCUCUUGGUGAAAAAGGGUGCAUAUAGCAGUAAGGGCACAACUGGCCUUCUCCUCUCCUCUUCUCUCCUCCUCUCUCCCUUUUUCUGUACUACCUAUUCGCAUUUUCGUCAUGUCUACUUCCACAAAAUAUGAGCCGAACG
Hyaloscypha bicolor E is the source of this 889-nucleotide messenger RNA. RefSeq lists its product as uncharacterized. The record is from RefSeq and is a predicted model, not a curated record. The transcript has 2 exons. The coding region runs from base 184 to 690 and encodes 168 amino acids. NCBI's taxonomy places the organism in Eukaryota, Fungi, Ascomycota, Leotiomycetes, Helotiales, Hyaloscyphaceae.